AUGGUGUUGAUAAUGAAUAAUUCAAACGGAAAUCAAAAUACAGAACAAAUUGCAAUGGUCGUAGGUUCACCCGGUGGGAUGUCGGUUGCUUCUGAUGAUGACGACAACUGUCCGUCAUCACCAGGGUCGGCUUAUGACGAAGGAUCCGAUCUUAUGGCUGCCGCCAUGGGAGAUGAAGUUACCGCACAACUUGCUGCUGCAGGACCAGUAGGGGUAGCAGCAGCAGCUGCCAUUGUUUCAUCGAAAAAAAGAAAGAGGCCACAUUCUUUCGAGACCAAUCCAUCGAUCCGAAAGCGGCAACAAAAUAGACUGCUAAGAAAAUUACGACAAACAAUUGACGAAUUUGCAACUAGAGUUGGUCAACAAGCCAUAGUACUAGUUGCUACACCUGGAAAACCAAAUACUAGUUAUAAGGUCUUCGGGGCCAAACCUCUAGAAGACGUAAUUAAGAACCUUAGGGGUAUGAUAAUGGACGAAUUGGACACUGCUCUUGCAACUCAAGCACCGCCACCGAUUCAAGAAGAUCCUACACUUUUCGAACUACCUCCACUGAUAAUUGAUGGAAUUCCAACACCAGUGGAAAAAAUGACCCAAGCACAGUUGCGAGCAUUUAUUCCUUUAAUGCUUAAAUACUCAACAGGAAGGGGAAAACCCGGUUGGGGCAGAGAAUCGACGAGACCACCGUGGUGGCCGAAAGAGUUACCUUGGGCAAAUGUCAGAAUGGACGCUAGAAGCGAGGAUGAAAAACAAAAGAUAUCUUGGACACACGCUCUCCGGCAGAUUGUUAUAAACUGUUACAAGUUCCAUGGUAGAGAAGACCUCCUUCCUGCCUUCACAGAAGAAGAUGAAAAAGCCAACCAGGCGGCAACUGCCAAUGCAAAUAUUACUACGCAGUAUACACCAGCAGUACUUCAUACUAUUACCAACCCAGAUGGCACAGUCAGUAUCGUACAAGUUGAUCCUAAUAACCCCAUCAUCACGUUACCAGACGGUACUACUGCCCAUGUCCAGGGAAUGGCAACGGGUGAUGGAAACCAGGUUCACGCCAUUCAAACAAUUACAGAAGGUGGUGCCGCGGGUGAAGUAGUUGACCUUAAUUCUGUAACGGAAGCCACCUUAAAUUCCGAAGGGCAGAUUAUUUUGACAGCAGAAGAUGGACAUGGUAAGUUUUUAAACUUUUGGUCAAGAGACAUACUAAAAGUAAACAAUUCUACAGUUAGCGGCGUCAUCACCGUACCUGUCACAGCGUACCACUCGAUGGUGGCCAAUAUCCAGGCUCUUCACGCAAGUAGUGAUGGUACUGUUUGUGUUGCUCCUGUUGUUCAAGUACCAAAAGUGGAACCCAAUUCAAGUGACAAUAUGGACACUUUAACAGUUACCCCCAAUGGUAUUACAACCCAUUCCAUGAUGAUUCAGGGAUCGGCAGGCGAGGCUCCACAGGUACUUCAGGUUUUAUCUCUUAAGGAUGCAACAGUGUUGACGAAGGCAAUGCAAGGCUUGGCCGAUGUUAAAACCGAAGAAACUAUUAUAACGGACCAAUAG
Molecule: messenger RNA, 1542 nt
Organism: Diabrotica balteata
Lineage: Eukaryota; Metazoa; Arthropoda; Insecta; Coleoptera; Chrysomelidae
Source: the annotation of a GenBank genome assembly